CUCCCUCGGGGGAUGCAGCUAGGCUGUGCUCACUCCCCAGCCGGGGCCGGGGAGCCUCCAGGCUGAGAGGCUCCAGCCCGCCCCGAACCGUGACCUCCGCAUGGAGGGGCCGCUCCUUCUGCCAGCCGGGUUGGGGCCGCUCCCGCCGCCGCUGCAGGGAGGCGGAGCCGCCUCUGUUCCGGAGCCUGGAACCCGGCAACACCCGGGACACGAGACGGCGGCGCAGCGGUACAGCGCUCGCCUGCUGCAGGCCGGCUGCGAGCCGGAGAGCAGCAUGGCGGAUUAUCUGAUCAGCGGCGGCACCGGCUACGUGCCCGAGGAUGGGCUCACUGCGCAGCAGCUCUUCGCCAACGCCGACGGUCUCACCUACAACGAUUUCCUGAUUCUCCCAGGAUUCAUAGACUUCAUAGCUGAUGAGGUGGACCUGACUUCAGCUCUGACUCGGAAGAUUACGCUGAAGACGCCGCUGAUCUCCUCCCCAAUGGACACUGUGACAGAAGCUGACAUGGCCAUCGCCAUGGCUCUAAUGGGCGGUAUUGGUUUCAUUCACCACAACUGCACUCCAGAGUUCCAGGCCAAUGAGGUGCGGAAGGUGAAGAAAUUUGAACAGGGCUUUAUCACGGACCCCGUGGUGCUGAGCCCCUCACACACCGUGGGUGACGUGCUAGAGGCCAAGAUUCGACAUGGCUUCUCUGGCAUCCCCAUCACUGAGACAGGCACCAUGGGUAGCAAGCUGGUGGGCAUCGUCACUUCCCGAGACAUCGACUUUCUUGCAGAGAAGGACCACACCACCCUCCUCAGUGAGGUGAUGACACCACGGAAUGAGCUGGUGGUGGCUCCAGCAGGUGUGACAUUGAAAGAGGCAAAUGAGAUCCUGCAGCGCAGCAAGAAAGGAAAACUGCCCAUUGUCAAUGAUCAGGAUGAGCUAGUGGCCAUCAUUGCCCGCACCGACCUGAAGAAGAACCGGGACUACCCUCUAGCCUCCAAGGAUUCCCACAAGCAACUGCUGUGCGGGGCGGCUGUGGGCACCCGCGAGGACGACAAAUACCGCCUGGACCUGCUCACCCAGGCGGGCACCGAUGUCAUAGUGCUGGAUUCAUCCCAAGGGAACUCUGAGUAUCAGAUCGCCAUGGUGCACUAUAUCAAGAAGAAGUACCCCCACCUCCAGGUGAUUGGGGGAAACGUGGUGACAGCAGCUCAGGCCAAGAAUCUGAUUGAUGCUGGUGUGGACGGACUGCGUGUGGGCAUGGGCUGUGGCUCCAUCUGCAUCACCCAAGAAGUGAUGGCCUGUGGUCGGCCUCAGGGCACUGCCGUGUAUAAGGUGGCUGAGUAUGCCCGGCGCUUUGGGGUGCCAGUCAUAGCUGAUGGUGGCAUCCAGACCGUGGGGCACGUGGUCAAGGCCCUAGCCCUUGGAGCAUCCACAGUGAUGAUGGGCUCCCUGCUGGCUGCCACCACGGAGGCCCCUGGCGAGUACUUCUUCUCGGAUGGAGUGAGGCUCAAGAAGUACCGGGGCAUGGGCUCCUUGGAUGCCAUGGAGAAGAGCAGCAGCAGCCAGAAACGAUACUUCAGUGAGGGGGAUAAGGUGAAGAUUGCACAGGGCGUAUCAGGGUCCAUCCAGGACAAAGGCUCCAUUCAGAAGUUUGUGCCCUACCUCAUAGCGGGGAUCCAGCAUGGCUGCCAGGAUAUCGGUGCCCGGAGCCUGUCUGUCCUACGGUCCAUGAUGUACUCAGGAGAGCUCAAGUUUGAGAAGAGGACCAUGUCAGCUCAGAUCGAGGGUGGCGUCCAUGGCCUGCAUUCCUAUACCUUUCUGCCGUUUACGAGAAGCGGCUAUACUGAGGACGGUGGUGGAGGUGGUGGUGGAGGCCGAGGUGGCAGAGGGGGUACGCCCCAGGGUCCCCCUGUAGGAACAGCCUCCCUCCAUAACUGAGCAGUCCACAGAUUUGCACUAUGGGUUCCCCAGCUCCUUUCAAGGGAGAAAAGAGGGGAGGCCCUGAGGGUCUGGGGCCCCUUGCUGGGCAUCCCCCGCAGAGUCAGGACUGCUCCUGGGGCCUGGCUGCCCUGGGAGCCCCCACCCUGGGUUCCCCCUUCUUCAGCCCCUCUGAGCCCACCAGCCUGGGCUCUCAGGCCCUGCGCCUGCCUCAGGUCUUUUUUGCUGCAGCCUGCUCCGGCCUGGCUCCCUCCUCUGGGGCAGUGGCCCCUCCUAGCUUCUCCUGUAGGGUACUCUUCCCGCCCCCGCCCCCCGAAAUGGUGCUCUCCUGGCCCUGCCUCUGGCUCCUUCCUGGGCUGCUGCCCCGUCAGCCAUGGGGCACUUCUGGGCUCCUGACCUAGGCCAGAGGGAGGUCUCUGCCCCCUUCCCCUGGCCCUAGGCUACCUGUUCCUCAGGCCUCCCCCUGUUCCCUGCCCUGGGGAGGAAGCAGCCCAUCAUUCUUGACCCACCACCAUCCCCAGGUGUACCAUGCCCGCCCUCUCCUCCCAGCUACAGUUGAAGACUUUACCUUUGCACAUUUUGAGUCAUAGUUAUGUCAUUGUAUAUUAAAAAAUCUGAAUAAAU
Molecule: messenger RNA, 2551 nt
Organism: Molossus molossus (Pallas's mastiff bat)
Lineage: Eukaryota; Metazoa; Chordata; Mammalia; Chiroptera; Molossidae
Gene: IMPDH1
Product: inosine monophosphate dehydrogenase 1
Exons: 16
Coding region: 101-1927 (608 amino acids)
Biological process (GO): GTP biosynthetic process
Cellular component (GO): cytoplasm
Molecular function (GO): IMP dehydrogenase activity
Source: RefSeq, a predicted model, not a curated record